Pseudomyrmex gracilis is the source of this 3160-nucleotide messenger RNA. RefSeq names its product zinc finger protein 148-like. Gene Ontology annotation, molecular function: DNA-binding transcription activator activity, RNA polymerase II-specific; RNA polymerase II cis-regulatory region sequence-specific DNA binding. Gene Ontology annotation, cellular component: nucleus. The record is from RefSeq and is a predicted model, not a curated record. The coding region runs from base 148 to 2658 and encodes 836 amino acids. NCBI's taxonomy places the organism in Eukaryota, Metazoa, Arthropoda, Insecta, Hymenoptera, Formicidae. The transcript is spliced from 6 exons. Gene Ontology annotation, biological process: positive regulation of transcription by RNA polymerase II; central nervous system development.
GGUCGUAUAUCAUUCAGAGACACCAUUGUGUCAUCUGGAUCUUGAGAAGACGUCGAAGUUUUUGCAAAGAAAUGUUGCAGUUAACGCGGAGCGUAAUGGACAGAGCGAGCUCGUUGAGCGACGUUUGUCGCGCAGCCCCGAAGAAGUAUGGCGACGUGGGAGAGCGACAAGUUUCAGGACGACGGGAAUGCCGACGAUAUAGAUGACAAUUUCGACAAUAUCCUCGUAACGCACGAUCUACAGGACUGUCUGGAUGACAGUCUGGACCUGUCGAGCUUUGAGAAGGUUUACGAGCAGAGCGCGGUGUUUGAUUACGAAAAGUACAACGACGACGACGACGCGCGCGAUGUUGCUAUCAACGAGAAGCUAUCCGCCGCCGAUGACAACACGACCGGACUUGCUCAUCACACAAUCAGCCCAGAAAAAUUUUAUAUGCGAAUUCAUCAAGAACAGGAUAAUGCAGUAUCUGAAGAUCAUGCAACUCCCAAUAAAAUUGAGAGUAUGGAUGCGGAUACCAAUCAGAAGCAUAUAAAUCGCUACAACUGUCAAUAUAAAGGUUGCAUCAGAACAUAUAGCACUAUUGGAAAUUUACGCACUCACAUGAAAACACAUAAAGGCGAGUAUCGAUUUAAAUGCGCAGAGCCGAGUUGCGGCAAGGCCUUUCUCACGUCCUACAGCCUAAAGAUCCACAUUAGGGUACACACAAAAGUAAAACCAUUCGAAUGCAACCACAAAGGCUGCGAGAAAGCGUUCAAUACCCUUUACAGACUGAGAGCUCAUCAGAGACUCCACAGCGGCAACACAUUCAACUGCGAAGAGACUGGAUGCGUUAAAUUCUUCACUACUCUAAGCGAUCUCAAGAAACAUAUACGUACUCAUACUCAAGAAAGACCGUACAAGUGCCGAGAAAAAGGUUGUGGGAAAGCCUUUACAGCUUCACAUCAUUUAAAAACGCACAAAAGGACACAUACAGGCGAGCGGCCCUAUAUAUGUACCUUCGAAAAUUGCAAACGAUGUUUUACCACUCCUCAUAGUUUAAAGAGCCAUAUAAAAACGCACAACAAAGUUAUGAAUAAUGAAACAAAACCGAAGACCAACGGAGAUGACAUGGCUCAGAGACAAAAAGUGUUAACACAAUUAGAAUUAAAACUGAUAAAAGUCAGCGACACUAAUAUACCAUCGUCGUACGCCGUCGUACCGAUAUCCUCAGACCUCACGCAACAUAACGGAAAUAUGUCGUAUUUGUCCACGGAAAAUGCGGCGAGACAAGUUAUUUCCGCGAACGCAACGAUGGAUAUUAUGAGCAAGAUGAAUGCAAAACUCGAUUAUAUUUCUACCAAAGAUGCGGAAGACUCAAAUAGAAACAACGACGUUGCGCUUCUCGCAACGAACAUUGUUUUAAAUAAUAAUUUUAACGAACACGCGAUCGCAGACGCUUUUAAUAAUAACGAAGUUUAUAACGACUUUAAAGUAUUCAAUCAAAUGACUGGAGACGUGCAACACGAUAAUGUAACGGAUAUAGCCGAACAUCAACGGCACAAGUCGGUUUCAUUUUCUGAAGCGCGUGGCGAUAGUAUAGAUAGGCGGGACCGAUCUAUCCCGAUAAAUUUAGAACAGAAAGUUAUGCAAGAAAACUUGCGGAAUACGAUGACUCAGAUUUCAGGAGGAACAGAUUUUACGUCUAAUAUGAAACAGUACAAAAACAACGAAUCCAUCGCUUCUCCCGACGAUGUAUUCGCGAAACAAUCUACCACAGAAGAUAUAACUAGUAGUGGCAGCGAUGCGUUAUACAGUGCCAACUGUAUUACUAGUCAUAUUCCCGAUAUUAUAAGUUCCUCGAAUGAAACUCACCUAUUUGAGACCGGAAUAGAAGCUCUUUCGUUCAUCGAUGACGCGACCUUGCAAAAUGAGCCUCUCGACGCGGUCUCGAAUCACAAUUUAGACGCGGACGCUACUACAAAUGCGCAAUACGAAGCCGUCGAACUCGCGAUAGCAACGGAAGAGGAAUUACCUUCACCCUGGGUAGAUGUUAUGGCAUUGGCAACUGCUCCCGCGUUGAGAACGCAAUCUUGGUCGGAAUUAAACGCUUUUCCCACAGCAGUUCAUUCCCUGGUCGAUUUGGUAGGUCCGGAGCCUUAUCCGUUAGAGAUAGAGUCUCAGUCUACGGAGAAUUUGAAAAAUGUCAACGCGAUAAAUACAGAACACACUCCGGCUGACACCGAAAUUGUGCAGGGCCAGAAAGCUGAUUAUGAGAAUAAAACGGAUAACGUAAAAACCAAGAAGAACAGAAAUGUACUGCAAGAGAUUACGGCGGAUGCUGAUAUAUGUAAGUGUGUCGAUUGCAAGUGUGAUAACUUGCAAAAUUGUCAAAACUGCACGAACAACAGUUCCGUCGAGGAAGUUAAGAAGAAAGAUACGAUGAAAAUUGUGAGCGACUUUGUAUCCUCUCUCCAAAGUGGAUGUUCCUGCAACACCGAGACCGGUGGUUGUGAUUCUUGCUGUGUUGUAAUUUGUCUGAAGACAUUGCAGCAGCUACAAAAAGUAUUUAGUAAUUGUUGUAAAAAUACUACUAGCGCAACUACAACCACAUGUUGUAAAGAAAAAUUGCUACCAUCCUUGAUGAAUUACCAGCUAGCUAGAGAAGUCAAUGAAUCAUAAAUUUUCCUAACUUAACUAGUCAUGCAAGAGAAAUAACACAAUUUAUCUUCACUGUUAACUACUCCCAUAAAGAUAUAUGUGAUUUUACACAUAAGAGCUUUAAAUUUGCCUUGUGGGCAAUUUGUCUUCCUUUGAAUAUCGAAAAACAAACAUUGAGAAUAUAUGACUGUACAUAUAUUUCAUAGAAAAUACGAGACAAUGCGAAUUCUAUAUAUAUAUAUGUUAUAUAUAUUUCAUGCCAAAUAUAUAUUUGUAAACUCUUUUUAUAAAGUUUAUAUGUACAAAAAAUUAUUGUUGCAUAAUUUAUAAUAAUAAAGUAUUCACAAUUUUGAAAUAUUAUUCACAGAUAAUGUAAAAGAUUACUAGUUGACUUGUAGAGAAAUCCAAGAAAAGAAGUGCAUGUGUGUGAUAUGCAAAUAGUUUUACAUAAAUGAAAUGUGUCAUAAAAACUAAUAUUUUAUAAAUAACAAGCUUCAUAUUUGUUUUGUAGCAAAAAUAAAGA